Molecule: messenger RNA, 4706 nt
Organism: Rana temporaria (common frog)
Lineage: Eukaryota; Metazoa; Chordata; Amphibia; Anura; Ranidae
Gene: CNTLN
Product: centlein
Exons: 29
Coding region: 535-4521 (1328 amino acids)
Biological process (GO): protein localization to organelle; centriole-centriole cohesion
Cellular component (GO): centriole; centrosome
Source: RefSeq, a predicted model, not a curated record
CCUCCGGGCCAGGGACUCCUUCUUCUCUCCUCUAUGCGAAUAUGAGACGUUGCACGGCUGCUCAGUCAGCUUCCCCGGUUCUCAUUUGUUGUGUAUUCUCCUAGUCCUGCCAUACGUAGUCACCCAGGCUUCUCAAGCAGCAACCGGCGCUCAGCGCAGACAGCCAAUCACAGCUCCCUUCUGAUGGUCUCCUCAGGAAGCUGAGAUGAGCCGCACGCAGUGAUAGGACAGGGUGGCCCCUGUCUCGGCUAUUGGCUGAGUGUGUAGAGGCGGGCUGGACAAGCGGGGAAGUGUUGUGCUGGUGAUCUAUCUGUUGUAUACCUGACUGUUAUUGCUGUGCAGAGCUGAGACACAACCGGACAGCUUCAUGAGCUCGAUCUGUAUAUAAUCAUUGUGCUCCUGUGAGAUGUACCAUCAGAUGUCACAUCUUUAAUAGAUUAAAAAAACCUUGGGGUAGAAGGUAAUAUUCAGUUCAUUUGUUGAUGAAGAAACCUUUAUCUCCAUAACGUGUAUUAUCAAUAAAAGACUGGAAAAAUGACAGCAAAGCAGAACAUUCAGGAUCAUGUACUACAACUGGAGGAAAAAAUCAACAGUUUAACUGAAGAACUAUCUCAAUGUCAGGCUGACAAAGAAUUUGUAUGGUCAUUGUGGAAACGUCUUCAAGUGGCUAAUCCAGACUUAACCCAAGCAAUUUCCCUAGUUGUCGAGAGGGAAAAAAGUAAGGCUGAGGCCAAAGACAGAAAAGUAUUGGAAAUUCUACAGAUGAAAGACAGCCAAAUACAAGAAUUUGAACAGAGAGUAUUGGGACAGCAGCAGGAGAUAAACAACCUCGUACAGAGAAAGAUCGCUGUAGACGAAGAAAAUACCUUACUGAAAAAGGAGUUGGAUGACCUCCAACUAAAAUUAAAAGAUAAAAGUCAUGAGCUUAAGAACACUAAGCAGAGUUUGGAGAAAAACGAGGAGCAGAGGGCAGCCAUUUUAAAAAAUUUGGAGCAGGAGAAUGAAGAUUUAAGCAAGAAAUGUGCUGACCUGCUUAGUGACCUGGAGAAAGCAAAGAAGCAAGAGGCACAGUGGAGAGGAGAAAAGUCUGGCAUUGAUGCCAAAAUUAAGGCUCUAGAAUUGAAUUUAAAAGAAGCUGGUAACCAGAUGGAGGCUAUGCACAAUAAAAUAAACAACCUGUCAUCACAGGUUGCUGUUAAACAGACUGAGCUGGCAUACAAAGAAGUUGAUCUGACCAGGCUGAGGAAAGAAUUACAGGAACUUCAGAAACUUUACAAACAAAGCAAUGAGCAUGCAGCACAACAAGCUGAGCUUAUACAGCAACUUCAGACACUCAAUGUGGACACACAGAAAGUACUAAGAAGCCAAGAAAAUGCUCACACUACUGAGACCAUCUCGUAUCAGAAACUUUAUAAUGACUUGAAUGCAUGUCAUGAAAUGGCUAAGUCCAGUGAGACUCAACUGCGGCAAAGUAAUAUUGCUCUCACUGAGCAGUUACAACAAAAGGAGCAACAUAUUAGUCAGCUAGAAAUGAAACUGCAAGAAACCAUCACUGCAUUACUCAAGCCACCUCAAGAACCUCAGGAGCUGGAACAUCCACCCCUGGUAGAGCUGGAACUCAUAAUAGCUUCACAGAAAUCAGAAAUAAAAUUUCUACAGGACAGACUUAAAGCAGCUGAUCUCCAGUUAACUCAAGUAAAUAAUUGUAGAAGCACUGCGCUUGAGAACAGCAUCCUGAGGGCUGGGAGAAUGCGUGAGGUGCAACCUGUGAAACGUUCAAGGUCUCUGUCCCCAAAGGGCUUUUCUAGAGAGUCCAAAGAGUUAAAGAAGCUUAAGAUAGCAGAAAAGAGGAUUGAACAUUUAGAGAAGACACUGCAGAUUAAGAUACAGCAAAAUACAGAGCUUUGGAAAGCACAUGAAAAUCGCAAAGAAAGGUUGCUGGCAUUACAGGCCAGUUAUAGAGGACUCAAACAGCAAAUCGAGAAUGAGGAAGAGGGAGGUGCCAGAGAGAAGUUUCAUAGAAAGAAACUUGUUCGUGCAGAUCCCUCCGAGCUCAGACACGAAGACUCAGAUGCUGUAUGGAAUGAACUUGCACACUUUAAAAGGGAAAACAAGAAGCUGUUGGUGGAUAGAAUGAACUUGGAAGAAGAAAUAGAUCAGUUAAAAGUGCAGGCAUCGGUAGACAGAGCUACUAUAGAAGAACUGAAUACUUGUCUUCAACAAGAGAGAGAAGGAUACAAAGCUUACGGAGUCAGCGGAGCAUACAGAAAUAAAGACAGAGAGAGAGACUGCAGAGAAUACAGAGAGAAAGAGUUGCUCUUUAGUCUUGGCAAAGAAGAAAAUGUCAGGAGCAGCACUCCAAAGAAAAAUACAGGAGAUACUGUACAGUACACAUUGCAGAAGAUAAGCUAUUUGGAAAAAAGGCUUAUUGCAUUAGAAGUAGACACAAAAAGACUAAAUGAAACUAAAGAUGAGCUAACAAAACAAAAUAACUCACUGAAGACAUCCAUCAAGUUCCUUCAAAAAGAUGCAGAUUUCAGGGAGAAAAAAAUGCAGAAAAUGCAUUUGGAAAUUUUAGAGGUAAACCAGGCCAAAGAGACCUUAGAGAAGAAGAAGGGUGAACUGAGCAGUGACGUUGCCUCUCUAAAAAGACUUGUGGCAGACAGUAACAAACUGAAGAAUAAAAAUCGUGACUUGCUGAGACAGAUUCAUAUCUUGCAAUGUACACUGGAAAAGACCACAGUCCCACUUUCCUCGCAGGAAUCAAACAAGCAAGGCCGCAGGAAAGAAGCAGCAACCAAGGUUAAACAGAAUGCAGCCAGGAAGAUCUCACUGAGACGUCACCAAGCUUUUCUUAAUCAAUCCAUCAAGGUUAUGAGCGGCGUGUUUGAGAACUUCAGAAAAGACGGCUGGGAGGAUGUGAGCGAAGACAGCGAUGUUGAAAGUGAAUCAUCUGAGAGUCUGGGACAUGUGAUUGUACAUACUAGUGGUAAAAAAACAGAUGAAACAGAUGUUGUGGAAGAAUGUAAUGAUGAUGAAGAUCUUCAAGACGAAUGCAAGAGAAUGAGCAGGGCUGAAAAAUAUAUUCACAGGAAUGAGUUUUGGGACAUACGGUCAAAGAAAGUAGGCAAUUUAAAAAGAUGUCAAUUACGAGUGAAGUGUGAUACAUCUGCAAAAAAAGCACUAAAAGACCACAAAAAAAAAAGAUGCCCUUGCACUACUUCAACAUCGUUACUGGAAAGAGUUGCAUCUUUGCAACACCAAGUAUCUGUAUUACAGAAAGGAAAACAGGCUGCCACCGGCUCCGUGAGCAAGCUGAAUGAAGAAAAAAUAAAACUAGCAGCUGAACUGCAGCUGGCACACCAAAGACUUCAAAUCAGCAAGCAGAUGGUAAAGAAGUUGUCUUCAGACCUUACUGAAUAUCAGCAUGAAAAGGAAAAUUUGGAGAGAAGCAUGGAACAGAUGACUGAGCAGCUGGCCCAAGCCAAGAGGUCACUAGAAAUGGUGAGCCCUGUGACCUUGGAUCAACCUACAUUGACUCAAUUAACACCAUCUAAAAGCACAGAUGUGGAAGCAAAGCAGCUCCAGAGUAAACUAAAGAAUAUGACUGUUGAAAUGGCAAAACAGUCUACAACAAUUAAAGCCAUGAAAAAUGAAGUCCUGGAAAAGGAAGAACGGAUACGGGAACUACAGGAAAGGGUGGCACGGAUGGAAAGGGAUGUCAACAUGAAAAGGCAUUUGAUAGAGGAUCUGAAAACCCGUCUGAAAAUCUACCAGGAAAAUCAAAGACCCAGCAAAGAAAUGUUAGAAAAUCUUGAAAGGAAGGUUAAAGUAAUGGCAGAGGAAUGUUCUCACAAGAAGACAACACUUGAUUCCUUGAAACAGAGAUUAAAUGUAGUCACCAAAGAGAAGUCACAUUAUGAGCAAAUAUACUACAAAAUAAAGGAAGAACUAGAGAAAAAGAAUGUAAAAGUCAGCGACUUGGAAGGAAAAAUGGUUGAAGCUGAACGUGCCAUAUCUGAACUGGAAGUUGCUGCUAAACAACAACUUCACAACUUAGCAAUGCAGAGUGAACAAGCCAUGGAGGUGAUGCAGAAUAAAUUGUUACAUGACAAUAGAAAGAUUGGAGAAUUCGAAACAUUUAUAAAGGGUUUGGCUACAGAGCUUCAUAAAGAUGUGUGUGAAAUGAGAACCCAUAUUAGACAAGCCAAGUUAUUGCAAGAAUCCAGCAGUGGUCCAUCCAAGCAUUCUGUACACAAAGCACAGUCCCUGGCAGCUUCAAUUCUAAACAUCUCACAUUCUGACCUGAGUGAUAUUUUAGAGAUUCCUGAUGAAGAGGAAAUGGCAAAUGCAAAGCGGUCAGUAGAAUACGAUAAAGAAUGGAUGAACCACAUAAUGAAGCUGCUUGAAGGACAGGUUCCCUUUGCAGUGUACCUAAUGGACCUUGUCAGACGUAAGCUCAGUGAGAAAAAGAGACUUGUAGAAGAAUAUGCUUUGAUGAAGGGGAGAGACCCCAAGUGAAUGAAAUCUGCCCUCAAGAAGUAUGCAACAUUCACUCUGCACCUGUAAAGUUUUUAAGUUAUUUUUUUAAAUAGUCAUGUAAAUGAAAUAUGAACAGUGUAUACAUAUUUAUGUUUUACAUGAUGUAUAGCAUACUUGUAUUUAUUUUUUGUAUCUGUGAUCAAUAAACCAUACAUUCCUGUGUA